Passer domesticus (house sparrow) is the source of this 1983-nucleotide messenger RNA. RefSeq names its product glycosylated integral membrane protein 1 (gene GINM1). Bases 16 to 1149 code for a protein of 377 amino acids. The transcript is spliced from 9 exons. NCBI's taxonomy places the organism in Eukaryota, Metazoa, Chordata, Aves, Passeriformes, Passeridae. The record is from RefSeq and is a predicted model, not a curated record.
GAAACUUCUCUGUGGAUGGGUCAUUUCACAACAGCAGGAAAUAAUUUUCACUAUGUCAACCAUUUGAUGCAAUGCUGUGGCCGUUACCACUGUAAAUAUCACUGCUGGAGUACUAAAACAGAGAUGAGAAAUGAUAGGAAAACUCAGGAGAGACAUUUACAUCCUGUAAGAGCAUUAAGAAUGAUAGGGCCAUUUUUAGUGCAGAUUGGAGUUUUGUGUGAAGGCAUUUACCAGCACAGGAGGGGACAAGGAGCUGUGGAGUAUGGAACGGGGUCAGUGGAAGCAAUUAGAGUUGGUGUUAUGAUGCUGAACACCAGUGGAGAACUCCAUAAAGUACAGGUUCUUUUUAACAUCACCUAUGUUAAUGGACAGGUGUAUCUAAAUGACUUUCCUAUGAAAACCGGGGUUGCCCACAUAACAUGCCAAACAGUAAUAUUGGAGAACAGAAGCUUGGAUAACUUAGCGGAUCAGCAGCAGCUGGGAACCGUCAGUGUUCGAAUCAUGGUUCACGAGUGGCCUUUGUCAUCCACUUCUGAUUUGCAGCUGAUUGUCAUUCAGGAAGAAGUGACAGAAAUUGAUGGAAAACAGGUUCAGCAGGAAGAAGUAACAGAAAUAGAUAUUUUAGUAAAGGACCUGAGAGUACUUAGACAUUCCAACUACACCGUCCCUUUGAAAGAGAGCAUGCUGUACUCCUUGCCAAGGGACAACGACGUGUUAUUUACACUGCCCAACCUCUCAGGAAAAGAUAUUCAAGAUCCACUGCAGACUACCAGUCAGUACCUCAUCCAGCAAGUAGAAACUACAGUGGAUGAAGAGACAUUACCUGGCAAGUUACCAGAGACCCCUCUUAGGACAGAACCUCCAUCUUCUUACAAGGUGAUGUGCCAGUGGGUGGAAGACUUGAGAAAAGGGUUGUGCAGAUUCUGGUUUCAAUCUCUACCUAUCUUGUUUAGUUUCAUGGAAGUUGUUGUUGUUGGAGUUGUUGGAGCAGCUCUUAUUAUCAAAGUCUUAAAGCUGAUUCUCCCUUCCUGUGAAAAUAAAGGCAUCCUUCUCCUGGAUCAAGUCAGCUUUGUACCUGUGACUACCAUCAGCCUGCCUUCAGACCUUUCAGACAGGAAAAAUAAUUUAGAUGAGAAAGCAUGUACUUAAUGCUGUAUUUACUUUGGAGUUACUGUUUUUUUAAAACACACACUUUUAGUUGAUCUGAUAUUUGGCACCUGAUCUGAAUACCUUGGUUUUUUUUCCUACUAAGAAAACUAAGUCAGUUGAUUAAUUGAUAAAAGGCCACUCAGGCCGAGGCCCAAAGCUGACUUCCUUGUGCCUCUCCAUAAACAAGCAGCCUUUUCAGAAGCUUCAAAGCAGAACAGCUGCCUUUUCAGAGGUUUCAAAACAGAGCAGCUUUCCACCCUGAGGGCUACCAUUGGUUUUAACUUCUGUGAAGUCACUUUUCCACACCUCAGACAGGGUGCUGGCUGCCUUCAUGCCCAUAAACCAAGUCAGCUGUCCUGACUAAUAAGAUGAUAAAAUUCAGGGUGUCCUUAAGUCUGGAGAUAGCAUUCUUUUAAAAAAUAUGAGGAAAUCUUGCAAACAUCAGCUGUGCCUGCAAACCUAAGCAAAGCUAUCCCACCUGGUUCCAGAUCUCAUAGGUUGAGUGUGUCUUGCAAGGAAGAUACCGCUACCAAACAUUUGCGUUACUCAAAAGAUCUGACAUUUUAUAUAUGCAAAACAAAAAUUUGAACGGAAGAUUUAUAUUUCAAGCACUUUACAUUUUUAUGGCCCUUCCACUCAUAAAAACUGUUGGCAGUUGUAACCAGCUUGCUUUUUGUAUCUGUGACAGCAGUACUCUAUGAAGUCCCAAAAGAAAAAUGACAAUUCCAUUAAAUUCUACAGAAAUACUGGCUUACUAUUGCUGAGUAGGCCCAGUCUGCUCAUGCCAGUUUGUACUGUUAACAUUUUUCAAAUAAACAUUUAAAUUGUUUAUUA